Molecule: messenger RNA, 2805 nt
Organism: Tauraco erythrolophus (red-crested turaco)
Lineage: Eukaryota; Metazoa; Chordata; Aves; Musophagiformes; Musophagidae
Product: endogenous retrovirus group K member 11 Pol protein
Biological process (GO): RNA-templated DNA biosynthetic process
Molecular function (GO): RNA stem-loop binding; RNA-directed DNA polymerase activity
Source: RefSeq, a predicted model, not a curated record
AUGGCCAUUGUAUGGACUUUCCCAAUCCCUAUUACUUGGAAAACAGACACGCCAGUAUGGGUUAAACAAUGGCCGCUAAAACGGGAAAGUCUGCAACACGCUCAUGAACUCGUGAAUGAGCAGUUCAAACAAGGACACUUAAAACUUUCAACAAGUCCGUGGAACACUCCAAUAUUUGUUAUUUGGAAAAAGUCAGGAAAAUAUCGCUUGUUGUAUGAUUUGCGUGCCGUUAAUGAGCAAAUGGAGCCUAUGGGCGCUCUGCAACCCGGCUUGCCCAAUCCUGCAAUGAUCCCUGUGGAGUGGCCAUUAUUAAUUAUUGAUUUGAAAGAUUGUUUCUUCACUAUUGCACUGCAUCCUAAAGACACCAAAAGAUUUGCCUUCACCCUACCUGCCUUAAACAGGGAAGGGCCUGAUCAACAUUUUGAGUGGACACUGUUACCGCAAGGCAUGCGCAAUAGCCCCACAUUGUGCCAGUUAUAUGUCGACUCUGCCCUACAACCCCUCCGACGAUAAUGGACUAAUACAGUCAUUUAUCGUUAUAUGGACGAUAUUCUAUUCGCCCAACCAACACCAUUCUCAGAUGCUCAAGUGACGAACAUUCAAGAAACAUUGGCCCGGUUUCAUCUCAUAAUAGCACCGGAAAAAGUGCAGCGAACAGUCCCAUGGAAGUACUUGGGAUGGAAGCUAUCCGAGCAAAUAGUGACACCACAAAAGUUACAGCUGCAUACACGCCUCUCGACAUUAAAUGAUGCUCAAAAACUGCUAGGCGACCUCCAAUGGUUAAAGCCUGUAGUCGGUAUACCGAAUGAGCUAUUAGAUGAAUUACGGCCACUGUUAAAAGGGUCUGACCCCACGCAACCGAUACAGAUCUCGCCGGAACAACGGCGUGCUCUUCAGCAAAUUACAAACUGUGUAACACAAGGGCAAGUAUGCCGACAAGACCCUGCUUUACCUAUAGACCUUACAGUAUGGUGCAAUACCAAAUAUCUCCUUGGUGCCUUAACUCAAACGUGCCAAAAGAAAACGGGGGAGGAGCUAUGGGUGUUGGAAUGGAUUUCUCCCGCAUUACAGCAAACUAAAACUCUUGUGCAGAAAGUUGAAAUGUUGGCAGACUUAAUAAAGAAGGGGUGCGAGAGAACCUUGCAAAUAACUGGCGCAGAACCUCACACUUUGAGGAUACCAGUGAAAAGGGACUCCUUCCAGUGGUACAUAAAUAACAGUGAGGAAUUGCAAGAAGCACUCUUAGGUGCAAGCGGUAUUAUUAAAUUAGAGAAGCCGAAACACGCACCAUUACAGUGGAUUGAGAGUUGGGACUGGAUUACACGACCCAAGAAGGAAAGCGUUCCCAUCCAAAAUGCUUUGACGGCGUACACCGAUGCUGGAAGGAAAUCUCGAACAGCAGCGAUAACAUGGCAGGAGAAGGAUGCAUGGAAACAUAAAAUCUUGCAUGGAAAAGAAACAGACACCUUGCAGACUAUGGAACAUCUUGCUGUGGUGUGGGCUAUGUGGAACUCGAAAGGACCACUAAAUAUAGUUACCGAUUCGCUGUACGUCGCUGGUAUAGUGGAAAGAAUUGAAGAGGCCUCGAUCAAAGAAGUCCAAAACCCACGAUUGUUUGAACUGCUCCUACAACUUCAAAAGGCUACGAAGCUUAGGGAACACGCUUAUGCUGUCAUCCACAUUAGAAGCCAUAAAUGGGAAAUUGGUUUAGGCGAAGGCAAUGCUAGAGCAGACAAAUUAGUGGCAAUAGCCCAGGCCACGCCGUUAUCAAAACAAAUGCUAGCCAGGGAAGCUCACUCUAUGUUCCAUCAGAAUGCCAGAGGUUUAUGGAAAGAAUUUCAAAUUCCUAUAACGGAGGCAAAAGCAAUAGUCAGGGCCUGCCCUAUCUGCAGUCAUCACAAUGGGGGCUGUGGGUUAGGAUUAGGUGUAAACCCACGAGGAUUGGCUGCAAAUGAAGUUCGGCAGAUGGACAUUACUCAUGUAUCCAGUUUUGGGCGUUUAAAAUAUGUACAUGUAACCAUAGACACUUACAGCAAGUUUAUCUGGGCAACAGCGCAAACAGGAGAAAAAGGCAUCCAUGUAGAACGGCACCUUUACAGUUGCUUUGCAGUAAUGGGGACUCCAAAAGAGAUAAAAACAGAUAAUGGACCCGCCUAUACUAGCAAGAGAAUAGAACAGUUCCUAAGAUCACGGGGGGUUGAACAUAGCACUGGAAACCCAAAUUCUCCAACAGGACAGGCCAUAAUAGAGAGGGCAAAUGGUACGCUAAGGAGGUACCUAUCUAAAUAUGAAAACAUUAGGGAUCCCCAUGCGAAAUUGUUAAAAGGAUUAUUUGUCAUUAAUCAUUUGUGUGUAUUCGGGGAGUCAGAACAGCCUCCUGCUCUCAUCCAUUAUGGUCCCACGAAAACUAAAACAGAAGGAAAGGAGACAUCGGGACGGUAUGGGUACCAGCGAGAUGGACUAAGCCCGUCCUCGAUGCUACGAACGUUCCCGGAAUUAGUGAAAGAAGACAAUCAGAGGAUUGAAGAAAAGCUCCUUAUCAUUUCAAAGCCUCUCCUGCAACAGAUAGGACAUUAUUCAAACACUAUUGAUAAAGUAGUGAAACAUCCUCGCACUCUUGGAGAACUUGAGGACACUGUCAGGGAAUUACAGGACUCCGGUGUUCAGGGGCCACCCGGGAAAAAUUGUCUUGUCUGUACCAGUUCCUCGUGUGCAGCCAGAUUCGAGAGCUAUGGUGCAAUAGCUGCACACACUACUACCAUGCAGAUAAUUGGCAAAGGGAGUUGCAAAGUCAAACAAGGCUAG